Rhineura floridana is the source of this 3031-nucleotide messenger RNA. RefSeq names its product guanine monophosphate synthase (gene GMPS). The coding region runs from base 474 to 2555 and encodes 693 amino acids. Gene Ontology annotation, cellular component: cytosol. Gene Ontology annotation, biological process: GMP biosynthetic process. Lineage: Eukaryota; Metazoa; Chordata; Lepidosauria; Squamata; Rhineuridae. Gene Ontology annotation, molecular function: GMP synthase (glutamine-hydrolyzing) activity; GMP synthase activity; ATP binding. The transcript has 16 exons. The record is from RefSeq and is a predicted model, not a curated record.
UAAGCCUCAGUAUGCUCUCCCUUUUCCCCUCCCUGCUUCAAACAAUCCCGGGAAGCAGCACUGACCCUCGCCCCCCAUCCUUCCUCUCUGACCCCGCCUUGGCAGCAACCCAUCCGGCGGCCUCCUGGCGCCUUAGUCGGCCGUCAAUAGGCGGGCUACGCGAGUCGCUGCCUCUCGCUGCUGCUUCUCCCGCCCGUCCCCGAAGAAGGCGGGCCGCGGGGAUCCGGCUCCUCCUCGCGGGCGGCGCGUACUGGUGGGGCGGGCGGCAGGAUUAGCUCAUCUCGGCCGCGGAGGCAGGCCAGCCAGCAGCAGCAGCAGCAGCGGUAUUUAGCAAGUGGCAGCGGCUCGUCCGCGGCAGCUUCAUUCUUUCCUGCCUGCCUCGUUCCGGGUUGCUUCUCAGCGGUGGCUGCGGACUGACGGAGCGCGUUCCUUCUCACCCAGUCUCCUCCUCCUGCGUUUCUCCGGCCGGCUCUAUGGCUGUUUGCAAUGGAGACGCCAAGUUGGAGAAUGCUGGAGAAGAUCUCAAGGAUGGCCUGUGCCGCUAUGAGGGAGCUGUAGUCAUACUCGAUGCUGGAGCCCAGUAUGGGAAAGUCAUAGAUCGCCGAGUCAGGGAACUGUUUGUCCAGUCAGAGAUCUUUCCUUUGGAAACGCCUGCCUUUGCCAUCACAGAACAGGGAUUCCGGGCUAUUAUCAUAUCUGGAGGACCAAAUUCGGUUUAUGCAGAAGAUGCUCCCUGGUUCGAUCCAGCAAUAUUUACAAUAGGCAAACCAGUUCUUGGAAUCUGCUAUGGCAUGCAGAUGAUGAACAAGGUGUUUGGAGGUACAGUACACAAAAAAGAUGUUAGGGAAGAUGGAGUCUUCAGCAUUACUCUGGAUAAUACAUGUUCACUGUUCAGGGGACUCCAGAAGGAAGAGAUUGUGCUGCUCACCCAUGGAGAUAGCGUAGAUAAAGUAGCAGAUGGAUUCAAAGUUGUUGCACAGUCUGGCAAUGUUAUAGCAGCUAUAGCAAAUGAAUCUAAAAAACUGUAUGGAGCACAAUUCCACCCUGAAGUUAGCCUUACAGUAAAUGGGAAAGCAAUGCUGAAGAACUUCCUUUAUGAUAUUGCUGGCUGCAGUGGCACCUUCACAGUUCAAAACAGAGAAAUGGAGUGCAUUCGAGAUAUCAAAGAGAAAGUAGGCUCAUCAAAAGUCCUGGUUUUACUCAGCGGCGGUGUGGAUUCAACUGUGUGUACAGCUUUACUGAACCGUGCUUUAAAUCAAGACCAAGUGAUAGCAGUGCACAUAGAUAAUGGAUUCAUGCGCAAGAGGGAAAGUCAGUCUGUGGAAGAGGCACUCAAAAAGUUGGGAAUUCAAGUCAAAGUGGUAAAUGCAGCUCAUUCGUUCUACAAUGGUACAACAACUCUGCCCAUCUCUGAGGAAGACAGAACUCCACGAAAAAGGAUCAGUAAAACACUGAAUAUGACGACAAGCCCUGAGGAAAAACGUAAAAUUAUUGGUGACACUUUUGUGAAGAUUGCUAAUGAAGUUAUUGGAGAAAUGAACCUGAAACCAGAAGAAGUCUUCCUCGCUCAGGGAACGUUGAGGCCUGAUCUCAUUGAAAGUGCUUCUGUGGUUGCCAGUGGCAAAGCAGAAGUCAUCAAGACUCAUCACAAUGACACAGAGCUCAUCAGAAAGUUGAGGGAAGAGGGCAAAGUAAUAGAACCACUGAAAGAUUUCCAUAAAGAUGAAGUAAGAGUGCUUGGGAGAGAAUUGGGUCUGCCAGAAGAGCUGGUCUCAAGACAUCCAUUCCCAGGUCCUGGCCUUGCAAUUAGGGUAAUAUGUGCCGAAGAACCAUAUGUGUGCAAAGACUUCCCUGAAACAAACAACAUUUUGAAAAUCAUAGCUGACUUCUCUGCAAGUGUUAAAAAGCCUCACACUCUGUUGCAGAGGGUCAAAGCAUGUACAACUGAAGAAGACCAGGAGAAGUUGAUGCAAAUUACAAGUCUGCAUUCAUUGAAUGCCUUCUUGCUGCCAAUCAAAACUGUAGGAGUACAGGGUGACUGUCGUUCCUAUAGCUAUGUGUGUGGGAUCUCGAGUAAGGACUCUCCACACUGGGAGUCCCUUAUGUUCCUAGCCAGACUCAUACCUCGCAUGUGUCACAACAUAAACCGAGUUGUCUACGUGUUUGGCCCACCUGUCAAAGAACCUCCCACAGAUGUUACUCCCACUUUCCUGACGACAGGAGUCCUCAGUACAUUGCGGCAAGCUGAUUUUGAAGCUCAUAAUAUUCUCAGGGAGUCUGGUUAUGCUGGAAAAAUCAGCCAGAUGCCAGUAAUCUUAACACCAUUGCAUUUUGAUCGAGAUCCCCUUCAGAAGCAGCCUUCCUGUCAAAGAUCAGUAGUGAUUCGAACCUUUAUUACUAGUGACUUCAUGACAGGUGUUGCAGCAACCCCUGGCGAUGAGAUACCAGAAGAGGUUGUGUUGAAGAUGGUGACAGAGAUUAAGAAGAUUCCUGGCAUCUCCCGGGUGAUGUAUGACUUGACUUCAAAACCUCCAGGAACAACUGAAUGGGAAUAAUUAUUCCCCUCCCCGUAUGAAAAAGUACUGUAUGCAGUUUUAAAUUAUAUCAGAAACCAUUCCCAGUGUUGACAUGCAGUACUGUGAAAAGAGUGACUGGAGCUGCUGCUACAUCACAUGUGAUUUUCCCCCAUCUCCUGGAGCAUAAUCUGCAAAUUAAGAGUGGCGUGGGGGGCAGAGAGGUAAGAUAAGUGGGCUGAGGAUACGUACGGGUAAAUAAUUAGGGCAGUGUUGCCUACGUGCAGAUAGAUUCAUAUUGCUUUGCCUUUUUUUGGUCUUAUUGACUCUUCCUGUUCUUACUGUUAUGUCAUUUCAAUGUCUCUUUUUUUUUUUGUAUACUGUGUAAACAGAGACAAUUUAUUUACAUUUACCAAAACCCUUUGUUGGAGCCUAUUAAUAAUGUAAAAUGGGGAGGAAAAAAGUGACCAACUGCUUUUGAAACAGAUUUAUUAUAAAUAAAUAUUUUGCCAAAUGGA